UUAUUAAUUACGACAGAAACAGUGAUUAGCAUAUUAGUUUAAUGCUCAGUCCACGGUUUGCUUUGAUCAUCACUUGAGCACCAGCCUCCCUCUGCCGGCACAGCUGCUACCAGCCUACCAGUCUUCCAGCAUAAGAAACACCACCAGCCGGCUCUCUCUCCCUCUCCCCCUCUCUCUCUCUCUGUAGUUUGCUUGAAGAAAAAGUGAUCAUUUUUCUAAUGAGGAUUUUCUGGAAAAGAAUCACAAAAUAAUCACCAACUCCACUUCUGAGGCUACCUAACUUCCUCAAUAAGCAGACUAACGGAACCCCGAAUUGCAAUGAGAUGAUGAGGUAAAUAAUUUGAUGAGAUAGUAUCAUCUCCAAGAUCCAAAUAUGGCGAGAAACUAUGGAUUUGCAAUGGGCCAACAGGACAUUGUUAGGAUCUUAACGACCACAGUUGAUGGAUUUAUCAGGGAUCAGCUGAUCAACAAAGACCAAAGAGCCCAACACAGGGAACAAUGUGCUGAGAGAUUGGCAGCACAAGAUGGAAGUUGUGACAGAGAUACUGAGGUUCGAUACUCUGAUCAAGCAGUGCUGGCAAAUCUGGACUGGGGUAUUGAAUCCCUCGAAGAAGCUAUCGGAACUUCAAACAUGGAAACUAAGCUUGCAAGACUUGAUCAUGCUGAAAAAAUGUUGCAAGUUUGUGCAAUGUUGAAUUGUGACCAGAGAACUGCUGGAGUCCCCAAUUAUUAUCUAUCUGCUUGGGCACACCUCAACCUAGCAUACCUUUCGAAAUUGCGCAACAAUAUCCAACUAGCGGUUCUCCAUGUGAUUGAGAUGUUUAUAGUUGACCCUUUCUUCUCAAGGAUAGAUUUUGCUCCCGAGCUAUGGAAAAAUCUGUUUCUUCCACACAUGAGCUCGAUUAUAGGGUGGUAUUCGGAGCAGAGGCACAGACUUGUGAUGGAAGUAAUCCCUGAUUCUGCUGAUCUGUCUUUUACAGCUGAUCUUGAUCAUCUUUUUAACGAGUCAGUGGUCUGUUCGAUGAGGCCUGAUCAGGGUGAGAAGUUGCAAAAGCUGGAGCAGCUUUAUGGAGAAUCGUUGGAUGAGAACACGCGGCUUUACGCAAAGUACUUUAAGGAUUGCAUGAACACUGAUUCAACAACCCCAAGUAAAAAGGUGGUUCCAAUGCUGCCAAUCGCAGAGGCACCAAUGACUCCGUUGCAUGAGGUCAGCCACUCAAUUCCUGAUUUCGUAAAGUUUGGUCCUAUCUUGCCCAAGAGUGCCGGUUUUUCUCCCGUCCUCAAGUCUAAAGAUAGCACAAGAGAAACAAGCAGAAUGAAUUUAACUUCUGCAUCCUUACUGAAAUUGGAGUCUGCUAGAUGGGAUCCUCAGGAAGGCAUCCCUGAGGAAAAUGAAGACGAAUCAGAUUACGAGGCUAACGAUGCUAUUGUGGCUUUGGAUGAAAAGGAAAGUGUGGAAAAUGUACAGCCAUCUGUAAGAAAGAGUCGAAUACACACUCCUUCAAUCUUUUCUCCUUUUCAAUCGCCUAGAACUUCUCCAAAGAUUUUAUCUCCAAAGCCAGACAGUGUGCAGUCUAAAAACGAAGCCACUUCUGUAUUGCGCUUAUUUUCCACUCGCAUGACGGAUUCAGCUAUUACAACCUCUUUGCCUGCAUCUCCAGUCAUUAGUAAUGAGUUCAGCAUCAGCUCAGCAGACUCCGAUUGCGAAGUGAUAAAGACUCCGAAAAGUUGCAGGAAAACUUCCAGCCGGACAGAAAGUGAUAUUUCGGAUCAUGUGAAUGGCCAAAAGUCGAAAGAUAGUCCACGUAACGAAAAUGAUGAAGGAAGCCACAGUUGCAGUUCAAUCCCAUAUUCCGAUAGACUGACACAUAAAUCAAGGCCGCCUAAGGAUUUUGUUUGCCCUAUCACUGGCCAGAUUUUCGGUGAUCCAGUUACCCUCGAAACAGGCCAGACAUACGAAAGAAAAGCAAUCCAAGAAUGGCUCAAACGAGGAAACACGACAUGCCCCAUUACAAGGCAACCCAUUGCGACUUCUACACUGCCAAAAACGAACUACGUUCUGAAAAGACUAAUAACAUCAUGGAAAGAAGAGCAUCCUGAACUUGCUCAAGAGUCUCCGUACUCUGAAUCACCAAAAAUAUCAUUCGACCCCUCCUCCGGGAAAGAAACUCAUUCAGCAACAGCCACUUCACAGAGAACACCUAGUUUCCUAGGUCACAGCAAUGCCGAUGAUUAUACCAAUAUCAUCCAACGGAACAAAAGAUUCAUGCGAGUAACGGUUGCUACAUCACCAACAAGUGUGAUAUCUCAAGCUGCAGUCGAGACAAUUAUCAGCAGUUUGAAACCUCAUGUUUCAUGUCUAUGCACUUCAGAAAACUUACAAGAAUGUGAGGCAGCCGUGUUGUCAAUAGCCAGACUAUGGAAGGACUCAAAGGCUGAUCCCGCAGUGCAUUCUUACUUAUCUGAACUGACAACUGUCAACGGAUUCAUCGAAAUACUUUCAGCUUCCCUGAGCCGAGAGGUCCUCAGAUCAUCAAUUUACAUCCUCUCAGAGCUAAUAUUUUCAGAAGAAAGUGUUGGAGAAACUCUUACGAGUGUAGAUUCUGACCUCGAUUGCCUCGCUACUCUGCUAAAGAAUGGACUAGCUGAGGCUGCUGUUCUUAUUUACCAGUUGAGGCCGGCAUUUGCUCAGCUUUCAGUACAUGAUCUCAUACCCUCCCUUGUCCAGAUAAUUCUAAGCAAAACUGAGGAAUUGGAUGAUCUUCAGUUGGUGAUGGAGCCUAAAGAUGCUGCAUUGGCAAUAAUUGAGCAAAUCUUGAUGGGAGGAGACGAAAACAGCAGAUCUAUUAACGCGUUGAGUGUUAUAUCUGCAAACGGGAUUCCUGGACUUGUAAGGUUUUUGGAUAAAGCAGAAGGGACAAGGUCGAUUGUUUCAAUUUUAUUAUGUUGUAUGCAAGCUGAAAAAAGUUGCAGGAACUUGAUAGCAAAUAGAAUCGAUCUGUCUCCUGUUCUUGAAUUGUUUCAUGCCGGAAAUGAUUGCGUGCGAGGCAUAUGUGUAGAAUUUCUUUCGGAGCUGGUUCAGUUGAACAGGAGAACAUUGAGCAAUCAGAUCCUGCACAUGAUUAAAGACGAAGGAGCAUUCAGUACGAUGCACACUUUUCUCGUGUAUCUCCAAAUGGCGCCGAUGGAGCAGCAACCUACAAUCGCUUCUCUUCUUCUUCAGCUUGAUCUUCUGGUUGAGCCGUGGAAGAUGAGCAUUUACAGGGAAGAUGCAAUUGAGGCAUUAAUUGAAGCGAUGCGGCGGAAAGACUUCCCUAAUUCUCAAAUGAUGGCUCUGGAUACCUUGUUAUCUCUUACCGGACGAGUGACUUCCUCAGGGGAUUCGAAUACUGAAGCCUGGUUACUCAAGACUGCAGGGUUUGAUCAACCGUACAAUGCUUUGAUGAAGGCAGAGCGGCUGAGGAAACACGACAAUGAUUUCAUGGAAACAAUGGACGAAGAAGAGAAAGCUGUAACCUCUUGGCAGAAAAGGGUCGCUUUCGUACUUUGCAACCACGAAAAGGGGUCGAUUUUUAAAGCUUUGGAAGAAUGUCUCAAGAGUAAUUCAUUAGAGAUGGCAAAGUCAUGUCUUGUCAUUGCUACAUGGCUAACACACAUGCUCUCUGUACUUCCUGAUACUGGCGUGAAAAGUGGCGCUUGCAAGGCCUUGCUUGACGAAUUCAUGAAUGUUCUCCAAUCGUCGAAUAAUAUGGAGGAGAAGAUUUUGGCAACUCUUGCCUUGAAAUCUUUUGUCAACGAUCCAGCUGCACUUGAAGCACUAAGAGUGUAUGCUAAACCCAUCUACAAAACCUUGAGAAAGCUCAAGAAGUAUGCAUUCGUGGCAAACGACAUAAUGAAAGCGUUGAUGAACUUGUCAUCUAUUGAUAUAGCAGAGCUGUGGAGUUGUUCCGAAGUGCUUGAAUUGGAAUCAUCCACGAACGGGGAGGUUCUGUCUUUGCUUCAUCUGAAAAGUCGCAUUUUAAGCAGCCAUUCGGAUGGGACUAUAAAGGUAUGGGAGGCAGGGAAGAAGGUGCCACGAUUGAUUCAAGAAGUUCGUGAGCACGCGAAGGCUGUUACAUGCCUCUAUAUUUCACCUACAGGCGACAAAUUAUACAGCGGUUCUUUAGACAAAACAAUUCGAAUAUGGGCGAUUAAAGCCGAAGAGAUUCAUUGUCUCCAAGUUCAUGACGUGAAGGAUGCAGUUUAUGAGUUGGUAGCGAAUGGUAAAAUGGCGUGCUUCGUUUCUCAGGGCACCGGAGUUAAGGUGUACGAGUGGUCUGGAGUUCAAAAGCACAUAAACUUCAACAAAUACGUAAAGAGCCUUGCCAUUGCCGGGACUAGUUUGUACUGUGGUUGCUCUGGCUACAGCAUCCAGGAGGUUGAUUUGGGCAAAUACACAUCAAGCACAUUCUACUCUGGCACAAGAAAGCUGCUUGGGAAACAGGUCAUCUACUCCCUCCAUAUCCACGACGGCAUUCUAUAUGCUGGCGGUUCAUCAGUAGAUGCCUCAGCCGGAAAGAUGUUCUCGCUUCCCAACAAGGCAGUGGUAGGAUCGUUCACAACCGGGCUUGACAUCCAACGAAUAACCAUCAACAACGACUUGAUAUUCACGGCCAGCAAGUGCGGGACGAUUGAGGUUUGGUUGAAGGAAAGGUUCACACGAAUUGCUUCGUUCAGAAUGGUUAACGGAGGACACGCCAAGAUUACAUCCUUGGCAGCAGACAUGGAUGGAGGAAUGCUGUAUGCGGGUUCAUCAGAUGGCAGAAUUCAGGUUUGGGCACUAGACUAGCAAGAUGAGCAUAAUUAUACAUGUAAAUUCGACUCCUUGCUGAAGUAGCUACAUCAGGGUUCAAUAUAAAAUCAGGCUAAACAUAUGGGAAAAACGAAUAACAUCAAUAAAUUUAUAUUAAUACCAUUUUUUUUUAUCUUU
This is a messenger RNA of Malus domestica (apple), 4969 nucleotides long. RefSeq names its product putative E3 ubiquitin-protein ligase LIN-1. The record is from RefSeq and is a predicted model, not a curated record. Gene Ontology annotation, biological process: protein ubiquitination. Gene Ontology annotation, molecular function: ubiquitin-protein transferase activity; protein binding. NCBI's taxonomy places the organism in Eukaryota, Viridiplantae, Streptophyta, Magnoliopsida, Rosales, Rosaceae.